AUGGCUGAAUUCAGUUCUUUGAAAAGGAAGUUUGAAAGUCUAAGGAUAGUUGAUGAUGAAUCUCCAAAAACAAUUAAAAAAACCUUUAUUUAAGAUGUGGAUUUGUAUCUAUUGGGAAAAAAGAUUUAAUCCAUUCAUUUGGUUUAGCCUUUGUAAUCAGUUAUAAAGAAACCCGAUAUCUAUUAGGCUUGCUUCAUAAAGAAGGACUGUUACAAUCCUUUUUUAUAUAUUGAUCGACCUAUCAAAAAAGAAAAGGAUGAGUCGUGA
This is a messenger RNA of Paramecium primaurelia, 267 nucleotides long. Lineage: Eukaryota; Ciliophora; Oligohymenophorea; Peniculida; Parameciidae. The record is from the annotation of a GenBank genome assembly.